AGAAGCGACAGACCAGGACGGUCUCACGAGGAGACCCUUGCGGUUCUGGAGAAGAGGAGAAGUUUCUGCAGCGCAGAGACUCAGAGCAGGAAAGAUUCCACCCAACUCAGGCAGAGAUUCGGAUGGGAAGAGAGCGGAGGGCAUUGGAUAGCUUGCAUGGAAGAUGGCAGCUCCAGACUUAUUGGACCCGAAAACUGCCACUCACAACACUAAGCCCCGCCUCUCCUUCUCCACCAAGCCCCUCUCACUGUCUCCCCCUGUCGGCAGCGAGGCUGUUGCCACGGUGAUGAAGAGGAAAACGGUGACAGCCAUCUUCCUUGUGGUGGUCCUGUACCUGGUGAUGGGAGCAGCUGUCUUCAAGGCUCUGGAGCAGCCACAUGAAAGUGCUCAGCGUUUGGCGAUCCUGACCCAGAAACUAGAGUUUCUGUCCACACACUCCUGCGUCAACCAGAGUCAGCUAGAGGAGCUGGUGAAGCAAGUGGUGUCUGCUGUCCGCUCAGGUGUGAACCCAGCAGAAACCCUGACCAAUCAAAGCAGCCUGUGGGACCUGAGCUCUGCCUUCUUCUUCGCUGGGACGGUCAUCACAACCAUAGGUUUUGGGAACACGUCGCCCCGCACCGAAGGCGGCAGGAUCUUCUGCAUCGUCUACGCUCUGCUGGGGAUCCCGCUGUUCGGCAUCCUGCUGGCGGGAGUGGGCGACCAGCUCGGCACCAUCUUCGGCAACGGCAUCGCCAAAGUGGAGAAGAUGUUUGUGCACUGGAACAUCAGUCAGACCAAGAUCCGCGUCAUCUCCACUCUGCUCUUCGUGUUGUUCGGCUGCAUGUUGUUCGUGGCGCUUCCAGCCUCCAUCUUCAAACACAUCGAGGGCUGGUCGGCGCUGGAGUCGCUCUACUUCGUGGUCGUCACGCUGACCACCAUCGGGUUCGGGGACUUCGUGGCAGGUGGAUCAGACAUCGAGUACUUGGACUACUACAAGCCGGCGGUGUGGUUCUGGAUCCUGGUGGGUCUGGCGUACUUCGCUGCCAUCCUCAGUAUGAUCGGGGACUGGUUCAAGGUCAUUUCCAAGAAGACCAAGGAGGAGGUGGGGGAGAUCCGCGCUCACGCCGCGGAGUGGACCGCCAACGUCUCGGCCGAGUUCAAGGAGACGCGCCGCCGCGUCAGCGUGGAGAUCUACGACAAGUUCCACCGCGCCGCCUCCAUCAAACGCAAACUGUCCUCAGACCUGGGGUUCAGUCCGACGCCCGAACUCAACUUGCCCAGGAGGACGACGCCUGUCGGCCACAGCGACGACAGGGACCCAGGGCUGAUGACCUCGCUCACCAGGAACAGUGGUCUGUUCACCAACAGUCUGGACAUCGAGAGAGGAGACCUGUCCAUCAUAGAGAACCUGAAGUAAACUAACCCACACACCGUUUCAGGAGAACUGUUGUCUCAUGUCAACUCACAGGGAAAUCAGGGGACUCGGAGGUCAAGAAGAGCAUCAGACACGCUAGUUAAUGACUGAGGUUUGGUUUACUGCCGCCAGUCAUGAAGGUUCAGUGAAGGAAAAGUGUGAAGCCCUCCAAUUCUGAGUGAAGGUGAAGUCCGUGUUAUUGGUCUGGCACAGAAGGAAAUGGGUGGUUUAGCUCCGCUGUCUGACCUUUGACUGUAGCGCCAUAAACACUGGCACCACUCAGAAGAGCGUGGCGUGAGGUUCCGUACAUUUCAGUUCAACAUCUUACAGAAUGAUCCAUGUGGCUGAUCUCUCUUGACAUGAAAAGCCCUUUGCCAAGUUUUGACUAACCCUCAUCUUCAUCAUUGAAAGUAGAGUCCAACUGACGUUGUGGCCAAUAACGUGGGAAUAGGUCUAUAGUUGGUCAUGGAAGGGAGAUCCAGGUUGGGAAAGGGAUCAUUCAGGUUCACGCCUGAGCGACAGUGACAGUAUGGUCCAGAGCUUCUUCAACUGGCUCAGAACAGAGGCCAAACUUUGAGUGUCUCAAGAUAGAUUUACAAACUGAGCAUUGAAUGAAUUGUAGAGCAGUUUAACAAGUGUUUCUUCUGUUCUUCUAACAUUUAGGGAACUUGCAGGACUUGAGUAACUUUAGGGAACAUUUAUUGACUAUGCAAGGAAGAUGAAAGGCAGAAGCUUUUUCAUGCCUAAAAUGAAGGUUUAUGUGCUUUAUCUUGCGAACUCUGUCUACCUCAUCACAGCUGAUACUGCUACCAUGUGAAGGGAACGUGGAGCUGAAACUAGAAAGGAACUCAUCCAUUGGUCCAAUAUUCCCCGGUUCUGAGCUUUGAUCUUUAUUUAUUCCACUUGUAGGUUGUAACUCGCACAAAAACAACAAGAGCAUCAACCCUUGUGUCACCACGUUCAGUGCCUGGAAGUUUGAGUCUCUUGCUUGAAGACUCGCUCACGCUUCAGUUCUUUUCUCGGCAGACUAAAGGUCCAGCAUUUCCCAGGACUGACUCACUCCUGCUCUUUGUCGCUGUCACGCCGAGACGAUUGUUGCUCCGUUUUAUUAUUUUAGCCGCGCAAAAACGUUCUCUCUCUGAGGGCUGUGUAUAUUUUUAUACUUUUUGUACAACCCUCUGUAACGAUGCCUUUCAACAGACUGAUAGAAAAUAAAAUGUUUAUUCCUCCCUGUGUGGAG
This is a messenger RNA of Synchiropus splendidus (mandarinfish), 2633 nucleotides long. RefSeq names its product potassium channel subfamily K member 2-like. The transcript is spliced from 9 exons. Lineage: Eukaryota; Metazoa; Chordata; Actinopteri; Syngnathiformes; Callionymidae. Gene Ontology annotation, biological process: stabilization of membrane potential; potassium ion transmembrane transport. Bases 164 to 1396 code for a protein of 410 amino acids. Gene Ontology annotation, cellular component: membrane. The record is from RefSeq and is a predicted model, not a curated record. Gene Ontology annotation, molecular function: outward rectifier potassium channel activity; potassium ion leak channel activity.